AUGGCGAACCUUGAAGACGAAUGGCAAGAAGACGACUCGAUACCGGUGGUUCCGGUAAAUAGGACUCCAAGUUCUAAUUCGCAAUCUUUCCAUCGUAGGUCAUACGAGGCGCCCAGUAGUUAUCCGCGCGAUGAAACGAAUUGGAGACGGAGAGACUACGGCAAUAAUCGUAAUGCUCCUCAAGAUAACAAUAAUAAAAAAGUACUAUCAGUUCCUUCUAACAAAGUUGGGCGCAUUAUUGGAAAGGGAGGAUCGAAAAUUCGCGAACUUACACUUGAAUCUCAAGCACACAUUAAAGUUGGGGAUUCAAGUGGCAUCGAAACAGAUAUUACUCUAAGUGGCUCAGAUCAGGCAAUCACCAACGCUGAGGAAAUGAUAGAAAACCUUAUAAAAGAUCACAAUCCAUACACUAAAAAAGAAAACAAUUAUGGCAGUGCAGAUAGUGGCACUGAGUCUGGGCAAUUUUUUAAAGUUAACAAUGAGGGAGUGCAAGUAGUUGAUUGGGAUAAACUGAAUGCUUAUCAUGACAAAGUACAAAAAGAAAGAUGGAAUAAUUUACCUCCAAUUGUAAAAGAUUUUUAUGAAGAAGACCCUAAAGUACGUAAUAUGUCACAUGCCGAAGUAUCUGACUGGAGACGCACAAACCAUGAUGUGCAAGUGAAAAGAACUUUUAAAGAUAGGCCAGAUUUAAGACCAAUCCCCAACCCUGUGUUAACAUUUGAGCAAGCAUUUAAAAACUAUCCGGAAAUUUUAACUGAAAUAUAUAAACAAGGAUUUAAGCAACCAUCACCAAUACAAAGUCAAGCAUGGCCAAUUCUCUUAAGAGGAGAUGAUUUAAUAGGUAUUGCUCAAACAGGUACGGGGAAAACUCUAGUUUUCUUAUUGCCUGCUUUGAUCCAUAUUGAGGGACAAACCAUCCCAAGAGAGGAGAGAGAAGGGCCGUCUGUACUUAUUUUAGCACCUACACGUGAACUUGCUAUUCAAAUACAUAAAGAAGUAUCUAAGUACCAAUAUAAGGAUAUUAAAUCUGUUUGUAUUUAUGGCGGAGGUGAUCGUAAAGAACAGAUAAAGGUAGUAUCUAAAGGUGUUGAUAUUGUCAUAGCUACUCCUGGUAGAUUAAAUGAUUUAGUUUUAGCUAGACAUUUAAAUAUAAUAAACUUUUCUUAUAUAGUUUUGGAUGAAGCAGAUAGAAUGUUGGAUAUGGGAUUUGAACCUCAAAUACGUAAAUCAUUAUUUGAUGUACGACCAGAUCGCCAAACAGUGAUGACUUCAGCUACAUGGCCACCAGGUGUACGACGCCUAGCUGAAUCAUACAUGAAGGAUCCCAUUCAAGUCAAUGUGGGGUCAUUAGAUCUUGCUGCUGUACAUACAGUCACACAAAAAUUAAUGUUUGUAGAGGAAGAAGAAAAAGAAAGUCACCUUUUGUCUUUUCUAUUCAAUAUGAAUGAUAAUGACAAAGUACUUAUAUUUUGUGGCAAAAAAGCUACAGCAACACAUAUCACUACUGAGUUGUGUUUAAAGGGAAUAGAAUGUCAGUCCCUGCAUGGAGAUAGAGAACAGAGUGACCGAGAAGCAGCUUUAAAUGAAAUGGUUGAUGGUACAGUCAAUAUUUUAGUAGCAACUGAUGUUGCUUCAAGAGGUAUAGACAUACAAGAUUUAACUCAUGUUGUAAACUUUGAUUUUCCACGUCAUAUUGAGGAAUAUGUUCAUAGAGUAGGUAGGACAGGGAGAGCAGGAAAAACAGGAAUAGCUUUAUCAUUCAUUACUAAAAAUGAUUGGGCACAUGCUAGUGAUCUUAUUAAAAUUCUUGAAGAAGCUAAUCAAGAAGUGCCCUGUGAAUUAGAGGGCAUGGCAAAAAGGUUUGAAGCUAUGAAAUUACGAAGAGGAGACAGAGAUAGAGGUGGAGGAAGAGGUAGUAGAGGCAGAAGAUAUUAA
Messenger RNA from Parnassius mnemosyne (clouded apollo), 1935 nucleotides. Lineage: Eukaryota; Metazoa; Arthropoda; Insecta; Lepidoptera; Papilionidae. The record is from the annotation of a GenBank genome assembly.